Messenger RNA from Corylus avellana, 801 nucleotides. NCBI's taxonomy places the organism in Eukaryota, Viridiplantae, Streptophyta, Magnoliopsida, Fagales, Betulaceae. The record is from RefSeq and is a predicted model, not a curated record.
AUGGAGCGAGGGAGGGAGAGCAAGCCCCGUUCUUCUUCGCUAGUAGACGGAACCUUGCGCCGGAGUCAGAUAGACAGGAGCGACGGUGAGAAAGCUUUGCCGGUGGACGAAGACCUCGCCGGAGUGAGAGAGAGGAGGGAGAGAGAAUUUUUGAUCAUGGAUGCAAACACACAGAAUGAAGAAACUCAUGUGGCAGUGGAAGAACAACUGCAGCCACUGCUGGAAAAUGCACCAAUAACACCCCCCACAGCACCCUCAAAAACGCCAGCACAGAAGGCAAUAAGAAAGACAUUCAAAAUAUCAGCACAUUUGGCGAACCUUCUUCCCACAGGGACAGUGCUGGCGUUCCAAAUUCUGUCCCCUGUUUUCACACACCAGGGGCAAUGUCACACCACGACAAGCAAGUUCAUGUCUGUGGGCCUUCUGGGUGUUUGCUGUUUCUCAUGUUUUCUUCUGUGUUUCAGCGACAGCUUCAGGGAUGGGAGGGGGAAAGUUCGCCAUGGCUUGGCCACAUUUAGAGGGCUGUGGGUGAUUGAUGGGCUGCCGGUGGAUGCAGAGGAGGCAGCCAAGUAUAGGCUAAGGCUUGUUGAUUUUUUUCAUGCAUUUAUGUCGGUGCUGGUUUUUGCAGCGGUGGCUUUGUUUGAUCAGAAUGUUGUCAAGUGCUUCUAUCCGACACCGUCCGAUGAGGCUAAGGAUCUUCUUGUGGCUUUGCCUAUUGGGAUUGGAGUUGCCUGCAGCUUGUUGUUUGUUGCUUUCCCUAGCAAACGCCAUGGAAUUGGAUUCCCUCUUUCUCGCCAUUAA